This is a messenger RNA of Monoraphidium neglectum, 1446 nucleotides long. RefSeq lists its product as hypothetical. The transcript has 2 exons. NCBI's taxonomy places the organism in Eukaryota, Viridiplantae, Chlorophyta, Chlorophyceae, Sphaeropleales, Selenastraceae. The record is from RefSeq and is a predicted model, not a curated record. Bases 1 to 1446 code for a protein of 481 amino acids. Gene Ontology annotation, biological process: cyclic nucleotide biosynthetic process; intracellular signal transduction.
AUGGGGGAUGGGGUGGGGUCGCUGGGGGUCGCCUCUGUGGGUCUGCAGCUGGCGCUGCACUUGGGGCCGGUGCAGGCGGCAGUGCUGGGCACCCGGCGCCCGCGCCACCGCGUGUUCGGCCCGGCCGUCCGCGCCGCGCGCGCUGCGGCGGCCGCGGCGGCGCCGGGCGGCAUCUCCGCGACGCGGGCAGCUGCCGGGAAGCUGCGGGAGCUGGGGGUGCCGGUGCUGGGCUGCGAGCGGGAGGUGGAGGAGUGGUCGGCGGCAGCUGCCGCCGCGGCAGCUGCCGUGGCGGCCGCGGCGCCCUCGCAGCCGCGCCCCCUUGACGGUGGCGGCGGCGGCAGCGGCAGCGGGGAGGGCGGCUCGUCUUUGGAUUUUGGGCAGGGGGGCAGCGCGUCGCCGGUGCACCCCGCUGCGGCGGCCGCGGCCGCGCUGGCGGCGUCCGCGCUGGCGCUCGUCCGGCGCGGGCCCGAGCCGGCCGCUGGCGGCGGCGGCGGCGGUUGCGGGGCUGACGAGGACGCGGCCCAUUGGGAGGUGCUGCUCAGCGCCGGCGUGGGGGCCAGCGCAGCAGUGCCGCUGUGCCUCCCUACCUUGCAGCAGGAGGGCCGCGGCGGUGCACCCGCACCUGAUGGCGGCGGAGGCGGGUGGGAGGAGGUGGCGCCAUUGUCGGGGGCGCCGCAAGCGGAAGCUGGGGAGCUGGUGGGAGGCGCCAGCCCCGAGGCGGCCGGCGAUGCCUUGAACGGUCUCCCUCCAACGCCGCCUAUGCCAGUGCCGGCGCCGGCGCUGCCGCCGCCGCCACCACCGAGUGUGGAGCAUCUCGCGCCGCCCGCACCUGGCUCGGCAGCGGCGCUGCCGCCGCUGCCACCCCCGCCUGACGACCCGCGGCGCGCGCCCGCCGCGGACGCAGCCGCGGCCCUUGCCGCCGCGCCGCCCUUUGGUGGUGAUGAGGGACCGUGCGGCCUCAUGCAUGCCGGCGCCGCCGAGCCGCGUGUGUUUGGUUUCGAUGCUGCUGACGGCAAUGGCGGCGGCCAUUUCUUUGCUCCUGCCAACCGCCACGGCCGCGGCGCCAGCACCGGGACGCCGCACGAGGCUGGAAGCAGUGGCAGCGGCAGCAGCGGCGACAGCAGCGGCGACAGCAGCGGCAGCGGCGGCGUCGAAGCGCCGGACGGCGGCCCGCCGCCGGAGAACGCGCGGGCGGAGGGGGGCGGGGGCGGUGUGCCCCAGCCAGGCGGCAGCGGGGGCGCUGACUCAGCGCCGGCAGGGUGGGAGGCGCUGGACGAGGCCGAGCAGCUGCAGCUCAUCCAACGCGAGCUUUUUGCGAUGCAGCAGAGCCUCAAGGCCGCGUCCGCCCUGCGCCGCCGCCCUGUGUGCGGCGCCAACGGCGGCGGCGGCGUGCCGGGGUCGUCCUUGUUUGUGGCGGCCGAGAAGAUGGCCGCGAGGCGGCCGUAA